This is a messenger RNA of Oxyura jamaicensis (ruddy duck), 960 nucleotides long. Its product is annotated as olfactory receptor 14C36-like. The transcript has a single exon. Gene Ontology annotation, biological process: G protein-coupled receptor signaling pathway. Lineage: Eukaryota; Metazoa; Chordata; Aves; Anseriformes; Anatidae. The coding region runs from base 1 to 960 and encodes 319 amino acids. The record is from RefSeq and is a predicted model, not a curated record. Gene Ontology annotation, cellular component: membrane. Gene Ontology annotation, molecular function: G protein-coupled receptor activity; olfactory receptor activity.
AUGUCCAACAGCAGCUCCAUCACUGAGUUCCUCCUCCUGGCAUUCGCAGACACACGGGAGCUGCAGCUCCUGCACUUCACGCUCUUCCUGGGCAUCUACCUGGCUGCCCUCCUGGGCAAUGGUCUCAUCCUCACAGCCAUAGCCUGCGACCACCGCCUCCACACCCCCAUGUACUUCUUCCUCCUCAACCUUGCCCUCCUCGACCUGGGCUGCAUCUCCACCACUGUCCCCAAAGCCAUGGCCAAUGCCCUCUGGGACACCAGGGCCAUUUCCUAUGCAGGAUGUGUUGCACAGUUCUUUGUUUUCCUGUUCUUGUUUUCAGGAGAGUAUUCUCUUCUCACCAUCAUGUCCUAUGACCGCUAUGUUGCCAUCUGCAAGCCCCUGCACUAUGGGACCCUCCUGAGCAGCAGAGCUUGUGCCCAUAUGGCAGCAGCUGCCUGGGGCAGUGGGGUUCUCAAUGCUUUGCUGCUCACUGCCAAUACAUUUUCACUGCCCCUCUGCAGAGACAAUGCUGUGGAUCAGUUCUUCUGUGAAGUUCCCCAGAUUCUCAAGCUCUCCUGCUCACACUUCUUCCUCAGGGAAGUUUGGGUUGUCAUGGUUGGUGUCUGUUUAGCAUCUGGCUGUUUUCUUUUCAUUCUUUUCUCCUAUGUGCAGAUCUUCAGGGCUGUGCUGAGGAUGCCCUCUGAGCAGGGACAGCACAAAACCUUUUCCACAUGCCUCCCUCACCUGGCCGUGGUCUCCCUGUUUGUCAUCACGGGAAUUUUUGCCUAUCUGAAGCCCCCCAUCAUUUCUUACCCAAACCUGGAUCUGGUGGUGGCAGUUCUCUACUCAGUAAUGCCUCCAGCACUGAACCCCCUCAUCUACAGCAUGAGGAACAGGGAGCUCAAGUGUGCUGUUAGGAAAGUGAUUUCAUGGAUGUUUCUGGAUAUUGGUAAAUUUCCCAUCCUUUUCCACAAGUGA